Molecule: messenger RNA, 520 nt
Organism: Cuscuta europaea
Lineage: Eukaryota; Viridiplantae; Streptophyta; Magnoliopsida; Solanales; Convolvulaceae
Source: the annotation of a GenBank genome assembly
UGAAAAUGUACUCCGGUGGAAUUGCCCCUUUGACUGGAGAAAGCCAUUGGCCUACAGUGGACUUCCCUUUGGACCCCCACCUAUUAAAAUUGGGCCUGGCAGACCACGAAAGAAUAGGAUUAAACCUCCCCAUGAGAAUCCAAAGAAACCUGGAAAAUUAACUAGGCAUGGAGUUGAGAUGUCAUGUAGUAUCUGCACAAGUAAGACACACAAUAAGAGAAAGUGUCCUGAAAAAGACAAGGUUGUGGAGCCUCAACCUAAGAGGAGUAGGGGAAGACCAAGAAAACAGGUUCACCCAGAAGUUAACUCAACAAAUCAUCACGCAGCAACAACACAACCAUCAAGGCUUGGCAGUGGAGGAAGAGUUAUUCAUGGCAGAGGGGUGAGCAGGGGUGGAAGAGGAAGAACUUCAGAGGGAAGAGGAAGAGGAAGAGGGCAAGUUCUUGUGGGAUAUGGUGUAGUUGUUGAUAAUGAAGGGCAUACUUGGAUUAAUAGUCCUGGACAGCAUGGAGGGCCAACG